CUUGUAGCAAGCGCUUCCUAAUUCCGUCCGGAGCCGCAGGGUGGCGCUUGUGGGUUCCUCUCUCAGCUUUGCAAUUCCCUUCCGUUCCUUCCUCACUCUCGCUGGUCUCUUGCAGUGCGGCGCAAGCCCGGGAGAGUGUGAGGCCCGAAUCAGAGCGAAGCGCCGGACGCACCGAGUCGGGAGAGCCGCAGCCAUGCCCACCGUGGAGGAACUGUACCGCAACUAUGGGAUACUCGCAGACGCCAAGGACGACGUGGGGCAGCACAAAAGCGCCUAUCAGGUCAUCCUUGAUGGAGUCAAAGGAGGAGCCAAAGAGAAGAGAUUGGCCGCCCAGUUUAUCCCGAAAUUCUUCAAGCAUUUCCCUGAAUUGUCAGAUGCAGCGCUCAAUGCCCAGCUGGAUCUGUGUGAAGAUGAGGAGGUUUCUAUCCGUCGUCAAGCAAUAAAAGAACUGUCGCAGUUUGCCACUGGAGAAAACCUUCCCCGUGUAGCGGAUAUUCUGACCCAACUCCUGCAGUCAGAUGACUCUGCUGAAUUCAACCUGGUCAACAAUGCUCUGCUGAGCAUAUUCAAAAUGGAUGCUAAAGGGACCUUAGGAGGCCUGUUUAGCCAGAUUCUUCAAGGAGAAGAUAUCGUACGAGAGAGGGCCAUCAAAUUCCUGGCAACCAAAAUGAAAACCCUUCCAGACGAAAUCCUGACAAAAGAAGUGGAUGAUUAUAUAUUCUCAGAGUCCAAAAAGGUUCUAUAUGACGUCACCGGAGAAGAGUUUGUUCUGUUCAUGAAGAUCCUGUCGGCGCUGAAGAACUUGCAGACCGUCAGUGGCAGGCAGCAGCUGGUGGAUUUGGUUUCUGAGCAGGCUGGGCUGCAUCAGUCGCUGAACCCUGCAGAUCCCGACUCAGUAGAUCGACUGCUCCAGUGCAUGCGUCAGGCCGUGCCUUUGUUUUCCAAGAAUGUUCACUCCACCAAGUUCGUAACCUAUUUCUGUGAGCAAGUGCUUCCCAUCCUGAGCUCUCUAACCAGCCCAGCUGAAGGCAUUGAUGUCCAACUGGAGGUGCUGAAGUUACUGGCUGAAAUGAGCUCCUUCUGCGGGGACAUGGACAAACUGGAAUCCAAUCUGAACAAACUUUUCGACAAGUUGCUGGAAUUCAUGCCGCUUCCUCCUGAAGAGGUUGAGAACGGGGACAGUGCUGCCAACGAGGAGCCCAAACUUCAGUUUAGCUACGUUGAAUGUUUACUCUUCAGUUUCCACCAGCUUGGGAGAAAGCUGCCCGACUUCCUUAUUGCUAAAGUCGACGCCGAGAAGCUAAAAGAUUUCAAAAUCAGGUUACAGUAUUUCGCUCGGGGUCUCCAAGUCUAUAUUCGGCAGCUGCGUCUGGCCCUUCAAGGAAAGUCUGGGGAUGCUCUGAAAACAGAAGAGAACAAAAUUAAAGUAGUGGCUCUGAAAAUAACCAAUAACAUCAACGUAUUAAUAAAGGAUCUGUUCCACAAUCCUCCCUCCUACAAGAGCACAGUGACGCUGUCCUGGAAGCCGGUGCAGAAGACUGAUUCAGGGCAAAAGAGAACGAGCGACGAGACUUCCUCUAGUUCCCCUCCCAAAAAACCAAUAGUAGGACCAAAAAGAGACUCCAGGCAGAUCUACAACCCUCCCAGCGGCAAAUACAGCAGCAACGUGGGAGCUUUCGCUUACGAGCAGCGCGGAGGAUUCCACGGGAGCAGAGGCAGGGGAUGGGGCGGACGUGGCAACCGCAGCAGAGGAAGAAUUUACUGAGGGCCGAAGGUUCCACAGCCUGCAGAAUUGCCCCUGACAAGAGGCUGGACUUUUUGAUGCCCCCCUCCCCCAUCUCCUUGCAGUUGCCUUUGGCUACAGACAUUAACAACAAAAAAAGCAUUCUUUCUACCUUUGUAUGUCCCUGCCGUUUUCUAUGGAGACGUUCUGCAGCCUGUGCCCAUCGCCGUAAAUGAGCUGCAUCCAUUUUUUGUUUUUCCUUUUUUUAUUCUUGUUUGUUUUUCUGGAUACUGUGUAGGUUUGAUUGCGGAUACCUGUUAAACACUAUGAGCAAGAACACUCAUAACCAUAGAAGUCCAUUUGGCCCAAAUGAUAAGUAAUUCCUCUGUCACCACAACGCUUCACGUCUUUGUUUACCAUUACGGCAUGCAUGGCAAGCCCUACGUGAUUCCUGUCUGCCUUCCGGAAGCAUCUGAAAGGUCAUUGGGAUUCUGCAUGCUCUGCCAGCCCUUGUGCCAGCUGAAAAAGGAAUUUUUCCCCCCCCCCAUUUUUUUUUUUUGUUUUUUUUGUCCAGACGACAUCAUUUCAGUCCAAGGAUUUUUAUUGUAUUUUCUAGGUUACAGUUUGUUUAUAAUUAUUUAUCUAAGGGGUAGCAACGAGUGUAAAUUUAUUUGGGUAUAUGUCGAAUAAGUGCACCUUUUUCUUUUUUUUUUAACAGCGAAUAUAUGUUUGCGCAAAGGACCAUGAUCCCCCGGGGGUAGAGAUUUUUUUUGGGGUGGUUUUCAUCUAAAUGUACAUCAAGCAAGAUUUAAUCAUUCUGUGAUAGCAAUCUGUUGCUUUUUGGUUUUUUUUUUUCCACUGUUCAGCAUGAGCCAAAUAAAUAGGGUUUGUACUUAAAA
Xenopus tropicalis (tropical clawed frog) is the source of this 2622-nucleotide messenger RNA. RefSeq names its product apoptosis inhibitor 5 (gene api5). The coding region runs from base 194 to 1765 and encodes 523 amino acids. Gene Ontology annotation, cellular component: nucleus. Lineage: Eukaryota; Metazoa; Chordata; Amphibia; Anura; Pipidae. The transcript is spliced from 14 exons. Gene Ontology annotation, biological process: negative regulation of apoptotic process. The record is from RefSeq and is a predicted model, not a curated record.